This is a messenger RNA of Papilio machaon (common yellow swallowtail), 4154 nucleotides long. RefSeq names its product Fanconi anemia group D2 protein. Bases 146 to 4141 code for a protein of 1331 amino acids. Gene Ontology annotation, molecular function: DNA polymerase binding. Gene Ontology annotation, biological process: interstrand cross-link repair; double-strand break repair involved in meiotic recombination; homologous chromosome pairing at meiosis. NCBI's taxonomy places the organism in Eukaryota, Metazoa, Arthropoda, Insecta, Lepidoptera, Papilionidae. The record is from RefSeq and is a predicted model, not a curated record. Gene Ontology annotation, cellular component: condensed chromosome; nucleus. The transcript has a single exon.
GUGAUACUUUUGAAUAAAUAAAUCCAAAAAGAUAAAGGUUAAAAAAUUCUACUUUAAGCUUACAGUGUUACAGUUAUUUAUGACAAAGAUUUUUUUGUGAUAUAUCAUUACUUAGUUGCAUCUACCACUUAGUCGAUUUUGUAAAAUGAGCUCGAAAAGACGAACUUCUCAGAGUGAUAGGUCUGAAAGUAGCCAAAAGAGAACAAGAAAUCUUGAAAUAACUUACUUUCAGAAAAUCUUAGAGGAAAGUGGGCUUACCUUAAAAGAUCCACCCGAAAAAAUUAUAGCAAAACAUGAAACUAUUUUUAUAAAACGCAACAUUAAAAAGAAUCUUCAAAAGCAUUUUGACUACCCCAGAAAUGCUUCAGAAUUUAUUGGAGAUUUGACUAAGAAAUGCGAAAAACUUGAUACUUUUAAACAUUACUUAUUUCCGAAUGUUGUAAAAAUUGUAGACAAUGGUUUAAGUGAACAUUUGAUUCGUGACAGUGUACUAAAAAUAUUACUUGGCGUGCCAAUUCUGCAGCGGAAAAUAAUUGAUUAUAUAUUUACAAGGGCUGUUGAUUUGGUAAUUGAAUCAAAUUGCUUGCCUUGGAUACAAAUGAUUUUAAAAUGUGUCUCAUCUUUAGAUUGCCUAGUUAAUAGUGAAGUAUUGGCUUCACAUCUUAUUGACUUACUAGAAAUUUCUACAGAAAAAAUGGUGCGCCUUGAGAUCAUAACAGCCAUUCCUGAUAUUUUAGGUGACCAGGAACAUAACAAUGUAGCAAUUGAGUUAUGUAGAAUAUUAAGUCAGGAUCAUGAUCUGAUCCCCGCUGUUCUGGAUUGUGUUUCAAAUCUUUGCCUCUCAGAUGAGCAGUAUGAACUAAUUCAAGAGAAAACUUUGGAUAUUCUGCUGGGUUUGUCUAAAUGUACUUACUUUCCAUGUUUUGUAAAAGUUCUACUUAUGCGUGGUAGAAUGAAUGAAAAUGGCUACUUAAAAGCUGUACAAGGAUUAAGAAAUGCUAUAAGUUGGCCUACAACUUUAGCAUCACCCCAAGAGAUUGCAUCAAGUCAAGUACUUACAGCAAAUGCUAUUAGAAAUUCAAUGGUUUCUUGUAAACUGAUCUCUAACGCAUGGUUAAAAGUCAUCGCAAAUUGUAAAAUGAAUACAGACCACAAACCAUUUGAUUUUAUUAUUGUGCUUAUUUUAUAUUCAACAUCUGAAGAAAGGCAAAAGCAAUUGGAAAAUCUAUUAAAGAAACAAAUAAAGUUAAAUGUUUUGAAGGAGAAUUUAUUAGAUGAUGUAUUUGAGAAAUACAAACCAAUUUUAAAAAGUCAUUUGAAAGACUUGAUUGCCUUGACAAGUAUUCUUCUAAAAUCUAAAGCAGAUCCUAUACUACAGUCAUUUGCUUCCCGCAUAUACAUGUUGAUGUUAUCCAAUUUGGAUGAAUAUUGCCAAACUGUUGUUGCUGAACUUCUUCAGUUAGGUUUGUACUGUAAACCAGUUCUUGUGAAUGUACUUGAAAUAUUGAACAAUGUUGCAUCCAAAGAUAUAUCACUGUUAAAGCCUCAGUGCCUUCAAAUGCUAACAUUGCUGGACAGAAUGGACGAUAUGACAUUAGGAGAAAUAAGAUCAGUGAUGAAUUUAAUUUGUGCCCUUGCAUACAAAUGUGAAAACUCCCUUAUUCGAGAUGAUAUUCACAUGAUUAUUAGAAAAGAACUAAGCAGCUCCAAACCAUUAAUAAAAACACAAGGAAUCCUUGCUGGUAUCCAUGCAGUGAAAUAUUUAAUGACAAGUAGUAGCAAUGAGAAUGAUACAUUAGAAGUGCCAGGUAACAUUAGUUAUUCAUCUUUCUCUCAUUUAUCAGAACUUGAUCUUCGAGAAGCAGCACAAAUUAUUGAACUAAUAAGUCGCAGUACCCAACAUUUUCCUGAAAUGAUAGCUUUGUACUAUGAUGAAUUGUGUUGUAUCAUCAAUUCUGUAGAUCAAAUUAACAAAAACUUUUUGGCAUGGUUGACUGAUGCUGUUACUAAUGAUUUAGAAAAAAACUUUAUUGUUGAUUCUAUAGAGCUAGAAAGAAUAGGUGAAAUAAAGUUAUCAAUGCAAUAUGGUUUGUUAGAUGAAAGUGAUGUUGACCAAUUAAUAGCUAUUAACAUUGCCGGGUUGGCACUUAACAAUAAAGGAGACGUUAGUGCUGCCAUUUUAUCUCCACUGUUCAAACUUGUUCAAACAUUGCGUUAUACACAAGAUGAAGGAAAACUUUCUAGUAUAGAUGCAUUGUUAGGGUGUCCGAUUGUUAUGCCAAAGGUUAAUAUUGAUGAAGUUAGAGAAAUGGAAACUAAUACUAUAUCCUCCAUUAUAGACUGCUUACUUUACUGUGUAAAUUGGUUUAGGGAACUACUCAAUGCCUUUGCAACACAAACUGAUUCAAUUCUUAGAGAACAUAUGUUUAAGAGAAUAGCCAAUAUUGAAGAAUUAGAAGAUAUGAUUGUUAAAAUUUUAACAUUAUCCAAGAUAUCUUAUAAGCCACCAAAACAUAUUUUGUGUGCUAAUGUUAGUUGCACCGGAAAAACACCUACAACUUUAGAGAAUAAAAAACAAAAGUUGAAUGACACAGCAUUGCCUGAGACAUUAAGAUCACAAUUUACUCAGGAUAAACAUGCUUCAGUAAAAAAUCAACUUCAACUUAUGCAAAGUUUACCUGUCAGGAAAAUGAACUUGAAUCUAAUUAAUUUACUAAAUAUUGAUCUUCAAGAAGACGGAGAAAUGGUAAAAAUUUUACAAUUCCUAUUGAAAUCUAUUAAACAGUACUUAGAAGAAACAUUGGUAUCAAAAAUUAAAAGACACACUUUUCUGUCAAAACAAGAAACAAGUGAAGUAUACGAUGCCAAAAAGGCAGAAGAGUGUGCAAACUCAAUUAAUAAAACUUUACCAAAAUUAAUGAACCAUAUUAGUGCCAUUACAGAUUACUUAAAUAAAAAUGUUCUCCAAAUGAAUGAAAUUGAUUAUUGUAUGAAAACUAUUGAGCACCUUAGUUGUUUAGAGAUUAUUUAUAACAUUCUAACUAUUUAUUUCAAAUGGAUUGGAUUUAAAAAUCAACACAGUACUUUACUCAAGACUUCUUUAAGAACAGUAGCCAGUGCAGAAUGUAAAGAUACUGUGUCACUAAAAGAUUGUGUGUUAAAUAUUGCCGAAUAUUUACAAAAACAUGAGAAGUAUUGCGUUCAAAUUUCAAUAGCUGCAGCAUUAUUGGAGUUUCUAAUAGUUUUACAGGAGCAUUAUAAUGAUGUACAAUUAUCUAAAAUCUUAAGAAAUGUUGCCUCGAACUUUUUAUCUAUACAUUGGAAAACACCUGAUGGGUCAGUAGAAAAAGGACUUUUGUUCAACCAGAGUGUAGAUAGAAUAGCUAGCACAUACCUAAUUAAUAACGAAAUUGUGACUCUUAAAGCAAUAACAAUAGAACUUGCAGCUGAUAUUCAACAUCUGAAAAGUAAAAAUGACACACUCAGCAAAUUUAAAUCCAUUAAUAAAGGAAAUUUUCCUGUUCUGUACAGAAAUUUAGGCAGUGCACUAUGUGAAGUAACAAAGACUCAUUUAAACCAGGGCUUGAGUAAUUCUGAACACCUAAACCUUUGGAAAGACGUAGCUACCAUACUGAAAUGUAUGUCUGAUAUUUCUAAAAGUCUUGAAAAUAGAAAUAAUUUAUCUGCAUUUUUAAAAAAAUCUAUACCUAUUAUCAAAAUGUUUAUAUCUCAAGGUCUCCCCAUAAUAGAAGUGGAAUUUAAAAGUAACACCCAAGAAAUAUUGGAAAUAUUAAAACUCCUCCAGCAAUCAACAAGGUUUUUACAAUCUUUGUGCUGUCACUCAAGGUUGAAAAAAGAUACAGUAUUAAUGAGCAAAGUUCCAUAUAUAAGGCAGUUGCUCGAAACUUUAAUUUACAAAGUAAAAGCUGUACUAGUGGCUAAUAAAUGUUCAGAAGCAUUCUGGUUGGGUAAUUUAAAAAAUAAAAAUAUUCAUGGUGAAGUAAUUCAAACACAACAAAGUGUUGAGAGUGAAGACACAGUUGAAGAUUGUGAUGAUCAGCUUCCAGAAGAUGUAGACGUAGACGACAGUGAUGACGAAAUGUUAGACCCAGAUUCUAAAAGUGUUAGCGACAUAGUUUAACAUGUUAUUGAAU